AUGGUGGGUGAAGGCCCUUACCUCAUCUCCGACCUGGACCGCCGAGGCCGGCGGAGAUCCUUUGCAGAGAGAUACGACCCCAGCUUGAAAACCAUGAUUCCGGUGAGACCCUAUGCCAGGUUGGCAUCCAACCCCAUGGACGACGCGGGGCUGCUCUCCUUUGCCACGUUCUCCUGGCUCACACCGGUGAUGGUGAGAGGUUACAAGCAGGCGCUGACUGUAGACACGCUGCCCCCACUGUCCCCAUAUGACUCGUCCGACACCAACGCCAAAAGGUUGCGGAGCCUCUGGGACCAGGAGGUGGAACGGGUGGGCCCUGAGAAGGCCUCUCUGGGCCGAGUGGUCUGGCGGUUCCAGAGGACCCGGGUUCUGAUGGACACUGUGGCCAACAUCCUCUGCAUCGUCAUGGCAGCCAUGGGGCCGACGGUCCUCAUUCACCAAAUCCUCCAGCAGACCCAGAGCGUCCCCAAGAAUGUCUGGGUGGGCACUGGCCUGUGCGUAGCCCUUUUUGCCACCGAGUUCACCAAAGUCCUCUUUUGGGCCCUUGCCUGGGCCAUCAAUUACCGCACGGCGAUCCGGCUGAAGGUGGCCAUCUCCACGCUGGUGUUCGAAAACCUUGUGUCCUUCAAGACGCUGACACACAUCUCUGUGGGCGAGGUGCUCAAUGUUCUGUCAAGUGAUAGCUAUUCCUUGUUUGAAGCUGCCUUGUUUUGUCCCUUGCCAGCCACCAUCCCCAUCCUCAUGGUUGUUUGCGCGGUGUACGCCUUUUUCAUUCUGGGGCCCACGGCUCUCAUCGGGGUGUCCGUGUACCUCGUGUUCAUCCCCAUCCAGAUGUUUAUGGCAAAGCUCAAUUCGGCUUUCCGAAGGUCAGCCGUGUCGGUGACGGACAAGCGGAUCCAGACAAUGAACGAGCUUGUGGCCUGCAUCAAGCUGGUCAAGAUGUACGCCUGGGAGAAGUCUUUCACCAAGUCCAUCCGAGAUAUAAGGAAGAGGGAAAGGAAGUUGCUGGAGAAAGCAGGCUUUGUUCAGAGCGGAAACUCGGCCCUGGCCCCCAUCGCGUCCACCAUCGCCAUUGUGUCCACGUUCACUUGCCACAUCCUGCUGAGACGCAAGCUCACAGCCCCGGUGGCCUUCAGCGUGAUCGCCAUGUUCAACAUCAUGAAGUUCUCCAUCGCCAUCCUGCCCUUCUCCGUCAAGGCGGCGGCCGAGGCCAGCGUCUCCCUGAGGAGGAUGAAGAGAAUCCUCGCCGCUCGAAGCCCCUCGCCUUACAUCACCCAGCCGGAAGGCCCAGACACUGUCUUGCUCCUAGCAAGUGCCACCUUGGCAUGGCAGCAGGGCGCCGGCAGGACGGGCAGCCCGAAGGACGGGGAGAGCCGGCGGAAGGGCCUUCUCCUGCCGCGCAGGGGGGCGGCGUACCGUCUGAGCGCGCCCGCCGAGGGCGCCCCGGGCCCCGAGCAGGACCACGGGAGCGGCGGCAGGACUGCUCUGCACAAUAUAAGCUUUGUGGUGAGAAAGGGGAAGGUCUUGGGGAUCUGCGGCAACGUCGGAAGCGGGAAGAGCUCCCUCAUCGCGGCUCUCCUGGGACAGAUGCAGCUGCAGCAAGGGGUGGUGGCGGUCAGCGGGACCCUGGCCUACGUGUCCCAGCAGGCAUGGAUCUUCCACGGGAGUGUGAGAGAGAACAUACUGUUUGGAGCCAAGUACGACCAGCAGAGGUACCAGCACACGGUCCGGGUCUGUGCGCUCCAGGAGGACCUGAGAAGCCUUCCUUACGGGGACCUGACCGAGAUCGGGGAGCGGGGCCUCAACCUCUCCGGGGGGCAGAAGCAGAGGAUCAGCCUGGCCCGCGCCGUCUACUCGGACCACGAGGUCUACCUGCUGGACGACCCCCUGUCGGCCGUGGACGCCCACGUGGGGAAGCACAUCUUCGAGGAGUGCAUUCAGAAGACGCUCAGGGGGAAGACGGUGGUCCUGGUGACCCACCAGCUGCAGUUCCUGGAGUCCUGUGACGAGGUCAUUUUGUUGGAGGAUGGAGAGAUCUGUGAGAAGGGGACCCACAGGGAGUUAAUGGAGAAGAGAGGGUGCUAUGCCAAGCUGGUCCACAACCUCCAGGGCCUCCAGUUCAAGGACCCCGAGCACAUUUACAACACAGCGAUGGGGGAGGCCCUGAGAGAGGGCCCUUUGGACCGAGACGAGGGUGCAGGUACAGCCCAGACCUCGCUGUUUCUCACCCUAGUUUCGACUCCGGGAGAUGAGAAAGAGGAAGGGAAGGAACCGGACACAGACGCCGAGUUCAAAGACGUCCAAGCUCCUCUGCACCAGCUCGUCCAGCCGGAGUCCCCCCGGGAAGGCGUGGUGACCUGCAGGACCUAUCACACCUACAUUCAGGCGGCUGGAGGCUACCUCCUGUCGCUCUUCACCGUGACCCUCUUCCUCUUCAUGAUCGGCAGCUCUGCCUUCAGCAACUGGUGGCUGGGUUUCUGGUUCGACAAGGGCUCCCAGGUGACCUGCGGGACCCCGGACAACAGGAGCGUGUGCGAGAUCGGCGCGGCGCUGGCGGACACCGGGCAGGGCGUGUACCAGUGGGUGUACGCAGGCAGCAUGGUGUCUGUGCUGGCGUUUGCCAUCACCAAAGGCUUCGUCUUCACCAAGACCACCCUGAUGGCGUCCUCCUCCCUGCACGACCAGGUGUUUGACAAGAUCCUCAAGAGCCCGAUGAGCUUCUUUGACAUGACGCCCGCCGGCAGGCUCAUGAACCAGUUUUCCAAGGACAUGGACGAGCUGGACAUGAGGCUGCCCUUCCACACGGAGAACUUCCUGCAGCAGCUCCUCAUGGUGCUGUCCAUCCUCCUGACGCUGGCGCUGGUGUUCCCCGCGGUCCUGCUCGUCCUGGCUGGCAUGGCUGUGGGCUUCCUGGUCCUCUUACGCAUCUUCCACAGAGGAAUCCAGGAGCUCAAGAAGGUGGAGAACAUCAGCCGCUCACCCUGGUUCUCCCACAUCACCUCGUCCGUACAGGGCCUGGGCGUCAUCCACGCCUACGACAGGAAGGAGGACUGUGUCCACAGCCACCUCCUGUAUUUUAACUGCGCUCUGAGGUGGUUUGCCCUGAGAAUGGACGUCCUCAUGAACAUGGUCACCUUCAUCGUGGCCUUGCUGGUGACCCUGAGUUUCGUCUCGAUCAGCGCUUCCUCCAAAGGCUUGUCAUUGUCCUACAUUAUCCAGCUCAGCGGGCUGCUGCAGGUGUGCGUGCGGACAGGAACGGAGACCCAGGCCAAGUUCACCUCCGUGGAGCUGCUCAGGGGGUACAUUUCGACCUGUGUCCCCGAAUGCACUCAGCCGCUCAAAGCGGGGCCCUGUCCCCAGGACUGGCCCAGCCGUGGGGAGAUCACAUUCAGAGACUACCGGAUGAGAUACAGGGACAACACUCCCCUCGUGCUCGACGGGCUGAACGUGAACAUCCCGAGCGGGCAGACGGUCGGGAUCGUGGGAAGGACGGGCUCUGGCAAGUCGUCGCUGGGAAUGGCCCUGUUCCGCCUGGUGGAGCCCGCCGGCGGCACCAUCCUCAUUGACGACGUGGACAUCUGCACGAUCGGCCUGGAGGACCUCAGAGCCAAGCUGACUGUGAUCCCCCAGGACCCUGUCCUGUUUGUAGGUACAGUAAGGUACAACUUGGACCCCUUCGAGAGCCACACGGAUGAGAUGCUCUGGCGGGCUCUGGAGAGAACGUGCAUGAGAGACACAAUAAUGAAGCUCCCAGAGAAACUGCAAGCCGAAGUGGCAGAGAACGGGGAGAACUUCUCGGUGGGGGAGCGGCAGCUGCUCUGCAUGGCCCGGGCCCUGCUCCGCGAUUCGAAAAUCAUUCUCCUUGAUGAAGCCACUGCCUCCAUGGACCCCAAGACUGACAGCCUUGUUCAGAGAACCAUCAAAGAUGCCUUCGAAGGCUGCACAGUGCUGACCAUCGCCCACCGCCUCAACACGGUCCUGAACUGCGACCUCGUCCUGGUCAUGGAAAAUGGGAAGGUGGUUGAGUUCGACAAGCCCGAAGUCCUUGCUGAGAAGCCAGACUCUGCGUUUGCGAUGUUACUAGCAGCAGAAAACAAAGUUCGAUUAUAA
This is a messenger RNA of Molossus molossus (Pallas's mastiff bat), 4110 nucleotides long. RefSeq names its product ATP binding cassette subfamily C member 12 (gene ABCC12). Gene Ontology annotation, molecular function: ATP binding; ATP hydrolysis activity; ABC-type transporter activity. The record is from RefSeq and is a predicted model, not a curated record. NCBI's taxonomy places the organism in Eukaryota, Metazoa, Chordata, Mammalia, Chiroptera, Molossidae. Gene Ontology annotation, biological process: transmembrane transport. Bases 1 to 4110 code for a protein of 1369 amino acids. Gene Ontology annotation, cellular component: membrane. The transcript is spliced from 29 exons.